Messenger RNA from Antechinus flavipes (yellow-footed antechinus), 3451 nucleotides. It is a transcript of the gene LRRIQ3, whose product is annotated as leucine rich repeats and IQ motif containing 3. The transcript has 8 exons. The coding region runs from base 2 to 2068 and encodes 688 amino acids. NCBI's taxonomy places the organism in Eukaryota, Metazoa, Chordata, Mammalia, Dasyuromorphia, Dasyuridae. Gene Ontology annotation, molecular function: protein binding. The record is from RefSeq and is a predicted model, not a curated record.
AAUGCCAGUAAGCUGUGCAGCCCUCCUCCCUAAAGUCCCUUCAAACUUGGCAGACACCCAUGCUGCCUGGGGACCUUCCCCUAGGAGGGGUCAGAACGCCCCGAGAGCAGUAGGACUCAAUCACCAAUCUGCAUACAGCAAGGGCUUAAGAAAGAAUUGGAUGUUCCAUCGAAGAGAGUCAGAAGAAAAAGGGACUAGCUCUCAAAACACAGAUGAGAAUAGUAAAAACCAGUUAAAUGAUGUGCAAGAUUUUAUUUUUUUAAAUCGCCAUGGAUUGCAUUUAUAUGAACUGGAAGCUUCUCAAUGCUAUAGCUCACUUAAAAUAUGCAUCUUGUCCAAAAAUUUUAUUAUGGAUAUGUCUCCACUUAAGAACUGUACACAAUUAAUUAAAUUGGAUCUUCAUUCAAAUCAGAUAAGAAUUGUACCAGAUAGGACAUUUUGGAGUGCAAUGAAGCAAUUAAAACUUUUAUAUCUCCAUGAUAAUUCAUUUGUAAAACUAAAGAAUGUGUGUUCAUUAUCGGCCUGCCAGAACCUGAUUGCCCUCACUCUAUACGACUGCCCAGUGAGCCUAAAAAAAGGUUAUAGACAUGUGAUAGUUAAUAGCAUAUGGUCACUCAAACUCCUGGACAAUUUUGUGGUUUCUGAUGAAGAAAUAAUAGAGAAUUGGGAACUUCCUGAAAGAUUCAAAACACUUAGCAAACACCUUUUCUGUGAUAUCACUCCAGUACUGGUAAAGGGGUCAAACUAUGAGAAAGAGCUGUUCCAGAUGAAUUACGUUAUUUCAAAAAUAAAUAGAGUUGUUGCCCACAAUUCACCAGUUGUGAUACUCCAGAGAUGGAUUCGUGGACAUUUGACUAGAAGAAUGUGGAAAAAAAAUCAUCUCAAAUUGUUACAAAGAAAAAUUCUUUCUGACAAAGUUAGAAAGAUGCUAAAGAAGGAUGAGGAAAAAAUAGGCAAGGAAGAGCAGAAAUGGAAUGAAGAGAAUGAAGAAGAAAAGCCCAGUGCAUCUGAAGACAAGGUUAAGUCCAUCUACAUGGGAAAAGACCUUCACUGUAAACUAUUAUCACUGAAACAUAAAGCCUUUCUUUCCCGUGCUUUAUCUGAAUUACGAAGAAUAGAAACACCAGUACCAUUCCCAAAGUUAAGCCACAUAAAAGUUUCUAAGGUCUCCAGAGAAGAACAGACUGCAGAUCAAGAAAUGGACUUUAAUUUUAGAAUUCCAGGGAUUAAAGUUCAUUUGUCUCUGCCACCUAUUUAUAAGUAUUCAUCAAAAUCUAAAGAGAUAAAACAAGAAACCCAGCACCGUCCUAUUUACCGAUUAUGUCAUUUUAUUGAUGGGCAAUCUAAAUUUAAAGUUAGCCAUCCAUUGGAAAGAGAAAAGAAAAAAGAAUUUCCUAGACAACAGUGCACUUUGGACCUUUCCCCAUUUUAUAGUAUUGAUAGACAAUAUAGAGACAGGGAAAAUAUGAAAAAGAUACAAAAGAAAAGAGACUUUGUAGAAAUGAGCCUAUUUGAUGAAGAAAUUGCUCGUGGAAACAUUGAGGAAUAUAUUCAAGAAAAAUUGAAUUUCAUUAAAAAAAGAAAUGAAGAUGAAGGAAAAAAAUAUGAAGAAAGUUUGCUCAAAUCACGUGAAACCAGAUUAAAACUGAGGGAAGAAUUGCAAAAAAAGAGAAAUUCCUUUCUAGAAAAAUUCAAAAUCAAAAUAGAAGAGCGGGAGAUGGUGAAAAGUUUAUGUAAUCAGCAUUCUACUCUGGGAAGGGAGAUGUUUCAGUUUGACAGAUACAAUUGGAAACAAGAUAUCAUGAAGAAAAAACAGACACUUGUAAAUGAAAUCAAGGAAAAAGAGAAACGUCAUAAGGAAUUAAUCAAAAAAAUGCAGAAAGGGAGGAUGAAAGCAAUACGUAAAAGGCAUAUAGAAGAAAGAAUAAUUAUUCAUACCAUUGGUAAUCAGAAAGCUACUGAUAGAAUUCAAGAAGCUAAGGAAAAUGUGGCUGCCAUGAAAACUCAUCGUGUUCAUUUUACACUCCCUUUGGAUUCCAAAAGUAAUUCUUCCCUUUCUCAAUUUUGAAGUGAUUUCUAUUUCAUGUCAGAGGGCACUGGGAGCACUCUCUGAAGCAAGAGAAAAUCUACUAUGACAGAAUGGAUCUGUUUCCUAUCUUACUAACAUUAAAUUUUUAUUUAAUUUUGUUCUCAAUUAUGUUAAAAAUUAAUAUUCAUUUUCUUUGAAGUUUAAGUUCCAUAUUGUCUUCUUCCCUUCUCUUCCUCUCCUUUCCUUAAAAAGGUAAGCAAUUUGAUAUAGAUUACAUAUGAGCCAUCAGGCAAAACAUUUUCCUAUUUGCUGUGUUGAAAAAAGAAACACAGGGGCAGCUUGAUGGCACAGUGGAUAGAGCAUCAACCCUGAAGUCAGGAGGACCUGAGUUCAAAUCUGACCUCAGACACUUAACACAUCCUAGCUGUGUGACCCUGGGCAAGUCACUUAACCCCAACUGCCUCAGCAGAAAAAAAAAAAAAGAAAGAAAAAGGAAACACAAAAACAAAAUAAACAAAAAAUAAAUGACCCCAAAACAAAACCGAAUAUAUCCAAGCAUAGUAAAGAAAGUUUUAAAAAAAUAGUAUGCUUCAAUCUGCAUUCAGAUACCAUCAGUUAUAUCUCUUCAGGUGGAUAAUGUAUUUGAUUAUAAUUUUUUCAGAAUCAUCUUGUACAAUUAUAUUGCUGAAAAUAGACAAGUCAUUCACAGUUGAUAGCCACAAAAUAUGGCUGUUCCUAUACACAAUGUUCUUUUGGUUCUGCUCAUUUCACUUUGUAUCAGUUCAUAUAAGAUUAACCAGAUUUUACUGAUGCUGCUUAUGUUUUCUUAUGGCAAAAGUGUUCUGUAACAAUUAUCUGCCACAACUUGUUCUCUAAUUUAAGGGAAUUAGCUCAAUUUCCAAUUCCUUACCUCCAAAAAAGGAAUUUCUAUAAAUAUUUUGCACUUGUAGGUCUUUUUCCUUUUCUUUGAUCUUCUUGGGAUACAGACCUAGUAGUGCUCUUGCUGAAUCAAAAAGUAUGCAAAGUUUGCCCUUUGGACCUAGUUUCAAAUUGUUCUCCAGAAUGCUUAAAGGGUCAAUUCAGAUCUCCAACAAAGUAGUAGUAUCCCAAGCUUUCCAAACCCCCUCCAACGUUUAUCAUUUCUAUUAUAUUUUAUUUCAUCAAAAGCUUUUAUGCAUCUAUUCAUGUAAUCAUAUGAUUGUUUUGAUAUAUUAUUAUUUAUAUAAUCAAUUAUUUUAAUAAUUUUAGGAAUCAUCAUUCCUAUAUUCCUGGCAAAAGUCCCACUUGAUCACCAAGUGCAAUCUUUGUCAUGUAUUGCUUUAGUCUCCUGGCAAGUAUUUUAUUUAGAAUUUUGCCAUGCAUAUUCAUUAAUACAAUUGGCCCCAAAUUUCCUUUUUUCUGUUUUUGCUCUUCCUGGUUGAG